Messenger RNA from Anastrepha obliqua, 2065 nucleotides. RefSeq lists its product as uncharacterized. The record is from RefSeq and is a predicted model, not a curated record. Bases 134 to 2065 code for a protein of 643 amino acids. The transcript has 9 exons. Gene Ontology annotation, cellular component: extrinsic component of mitochondrial inner membrane. Lineage: Eukaryota; Metazoa; Arthropoda; Insecta; Diptera; Tephritidae.
UGCCGCGGUUUGCAUUCCGUGGCGAAAAUUCGAAGUGAACAGUUUAUGUAAAACUAAUGCGAAAGUUUUUGUUUUUCCGAUUUGAUAGGAGAAUUGCAUAAGCUUGUAUUUCUUUUUUACUUUAUUAACGGUUAUGGAAGGAAAUAAAAGGAAAACGCGUCAGCGCAACCGACCAAGAAAUAAGGCGAAUCGUUUGAAGGAGGAAUCAGGUCGGAAAGAAUUUAACGAAGAAUUAGUUAAAAGUGCCGUGAACGAAGGGAAAAUUAACGGUGCCGAAGAAAGUACCGUUACGAAUGUGCAAGCACAGGAAAUACCGGUUAAAGAUUCUAGAGUUGAAAGUUGCAUAGAUCAAACGUCAUCCACGAGCCAAGACCAAGUGGUGUCACAAACUAUGUUUGAUCAAAAUGAAAGUUUGAAAAUAUUACAACAAAUGAUACGUGCAAAGCUUUUACAAAAACAGCAAAAUAGUGAGCAGAAACCUAACACAAAUUGCGUUGAUGAAAAGAUAAGCAAAAUAAACCAACAAAAGGGUUCGAAUUCAAGUAAAGACAAAGUGAGCGGAAAUGCAGUAGGUGUGAGAGAAUUAGUGACAACGAAAAGUUCGCAGGACAACAAAUUAGCUGAGCAAAGUACUUUUGUUGCUAAUUUACAAAAGAAAUUGGAAAGUUCUGUGGCUAACGGUAGCACCGAUUUGCCCAACACUUUGCUGGAAAACUUACAAAAACUACUCAACGAAGGGCCACUAAGCGAUAUUGCAUCUUCAGAUGAUGAAGAGGAUUAUGUUGAGUACAUUUUCAAACCGCGCCAGCAUUUUUUGGUAGCUCUCUGUAGUUUUUGCAAAAAUGAGCUGGCAACACAAACGAAAAUUCCCUGCAAUCGAUGCAAUUUGGUAUACUACUGUACGGCGGAGCACAUGAAAGGCGACGUGCAGCAUCGGCAAAUUUGUUACGCCUUACAGCAAGUGGCAGAUGAGUCUGGCGGACACAUUUUUCGCAAAUGUGGUGAGUUCACAGCUGAACAAUUUCGUUCUUAUCGCAUUGUUACAAUACGCAAAAUAGAGUCAAUAAUAAAUCGUCCUUUGACUGCCACCGAGCAAGAGGUGAUAUUGUUUCCACGCAUUUGCUGUAACGGAUCUUGUCGUGAAUACAAUUUUAAGAAACUUGUGGAUUGCGAACAUUGUGGGCAGGCAGCGUAUUGUCGCGACAAACCGGAACAUUUAAAUAAAUCACAUGACCAGUGGUGCGAAUCCCACCAACUAUUUAAGAAGUUGGAGUUACUACAGGCGAAAUUUGGACAAAUCGAACCAGCAUUGCCUAGUAAAAUACUUCCUGAUAUACCGGGCGCAUGCUGUAACACUAAACAGAUUCUCACCAAAUUAGAUUGCGCCGUCCGCGAUCCUUGUGAAUUCGCUGCGCUCAGUCAGAUUUCUACGUGCCCAUUAACUGCUUGGUUUGCUUUAAAGUUAUGUGGUAAUUUAAAGAAAUCGGAAGAAGUAACUGUGCACCUCAUUGGCGCCGAAAUCGAGUUCGAAGUGGAUGCCUUGCAUAAGUGGGAGCUUUUCUUCUUGCAUAUAAAUCCCAAUACAACAACUCUUAACGUUGUUUUCAUUGGACCUGAGCUGAAUCAGGGCAACGUUCCGUUUCAGCAAUUAAUGAAAACUAAGUGUUGCAAAUCAUGUCGAAAAUUGAAGCGCACGGUGAAUUAUCGCUUUCAAAGUCAGUUGUACCAUAAUUACUGCAGCCUACCAACGUUUCUUCCGCCCGAUCUAAUUUGCUUUUUCAAUGCUGGGUUAUACCGUUAUAAUGGAUUCCAAGUGGAGGAUACAUGGCCUGAAACAAUUCGAGUCGCUACCAAUAUAAAAUGCCCAAUAGUGGUUACUUCGUACACAGAGUAUGAGUCACCACUGGACAUUUCACGUUUGGUGCAGGAGUCCAGCCGUCAUUUGAAUGUAGUUUUACCGCCAACCUUGAAUCCUUAUGCGUCUAAAAAGCCUGAGCGGAAUUUUAUUUCAGAUGAAGAUGCCCCCCUAAUGUUUAAGAAUUAUUAUUGCUUUGUAAUUGAAUAA